UGUUCCACGUAAAGUAGUCUUCACAACUUUGCAGCAACCUGGAUAAGGGUAGUAGGAAUUUUGGUUAAAAGACGACUGCGAGAGGUUGCUUUGUCAAUUCACUCUCAAGAUUCAAAGUCGAACUGCUGAGCUUGCAGAUCUUAGGACGACUCUCCUUGGAAAGAGGUGACUGCGAAUCACAGUGAUGAGUUCAGCAUUGGCCACAAUUGUUGUUCUGCAAACUGCAUUCUUCAUCUUGUAUUUGCUUGAUAUAUUUUGCAAUUCUUUUUUGAUUUAUGCACUUUGGAAGCUGAAAAAGUUGAAAACAAGGUCUUUUCAAUUCAUUCUCUGUCUCAGCAUUUCGGAUGUUUUACAUGGUAUUUUUGGCCUAAUAGAGCAAGUGAUGGUAGCAGCGAAUUUACAACCUUCCAAAGACAUUGCUUUUUUUAUAGGGGCAGGAAUCUUCUACUUUUUGAACUUCUCUACCAGUAUGGUGCUUAUUAUUGGCAUAGACCGCUUUGCUCACAUGAAGUACCUAAACGCGUACCCAAGAGUGAUGACAAAAUGUAAGGCGACUUUUCUUGUGCUUGCCAACGUACUCUUUACUCUGCACACGUUGAUUACGACUCGUGUCUUGUUGGUAUACCAUAGACAGUAUCUUUUUGACAAUCGACGUGCAUACAUACAAUACAGGAUAACUCUUGGCUUCUUGUAUUUGGGUUUGACUGCCUUUAUAUUCUUUAUUUACUUUUGGACAUACAACUCUUUACGAAGACAAACCAAAAACAUGGUUUGUUCCAAGAAGGAAAGUCAGAAAGAGAAGACAAAGGCAGAGAAACGGAGAAACAGAUGGAAUCAAGGAAGCAAGGGAAGACAUGUUCCACGUAAUUCGAGCACCGAAUUUGCAAAAGGAAUGGCAUUUGUUCUUGGCUCUCUGUUUUUCUUAGUUGUUCCUAAUAUAUGCAUGACCCCCUGUCAGUGGCUUAUUACGUUAUAUGCUGACAUCGAAACAAUACUCAGAUCAUUGGAAAUCAUGCAAAAAAUAGGAAAUUACACAUACAUGAGCUCGAUCUUGAAUUGCUCACUCAAUGCCGCUAUAUUGAUCUAUUUCAGUUCUGAAUUAAACACCUUUACGAGGAAGUUUUUCUGUUGCUGCAAGAAUUUGGAUGCAACCAAUAGUGUUCGCACUGUUGAUGAGACGAAAUACGAUCGGUCAUUGACAAUGACGAAAUCCCAGUUAGAUAAUGCAUCCAGUAUAUCUCAGGUCUAAAGAUGACAACUAAAGGAACAUAUUGCAAAAUAGUGUUCAAAUUCUUGUCGUUAAAGGUACAUCUGUUUACGAUAAGGGAUAAUCCGAACGCGUCAUGGGAGUCGUCGACUGCAUCAGCCCAACUUUGCUUUAAGGUGUCUGACAAUAUCAUAUCACUGAGACACACGUAGUGAUGUACUGGGGUUGCUGGAAUAACUGUUUCAACUUUUAAGACUUGAAUAAUUUAAAAUAUAUUUAUUAUCUUGUUUAAAUCUUUUUAGAGAUUCUUGAAGCUAUACUCAAUACUAUAUGUUGCAUUAGUGCGUCGCACAAUAAUAGCUUUUGGAGAAAGCGUUUUCAAUCAGAAGUAUAACCCUUAAAACCAUUAUAGGUUGCAGACAGAGCAAUAUAACUUUAUCCAUUGUUUUCCUCGUGAAUAUAUUUCCAAACUUUGCAAUCGUAGAGAGUGGCAUCGCUUGACUUUCCAUACUAGGGGGGUGGAGGGUCAUCAAUAGAAAAUUUACCGACGAAGAAAUAGAUGUAGAAAAAUUUGGGUGCUAUUUCACCAAACUAAGGAUUUUGUAGACAAACUGAAGAAUUAUCGACAAACUCAUAAAGUAUGGGGGGGGGGGGUUGUUACACCUUCAACCCCCCUACAAGCCACGCCCUAGAUCAUAGAUAAUGCGCAGAUGUUUUCAUUACCUUCCCUAAUUCACUAUGAUAUCUACAUUUUUCUACAGUAUACGCUUUUAGAAAUAUAUAACUUUUAGAAAAUGGGAUGAUGGUAGCAUAUACUUCAUAGACAAAUUCCCCAGCGUGUUUUUUGCUGUUUGUUUAAACAGCUUCUCACCGGUGCAAAUAUAAAAAACGGUCAUGCCAUGUUACUAGAACUUAGGUAGAAUGGGUGCAGACGACACUGAAAUGCUUCUUGGCAUCAUUUUACAGCACGAACAUUUUUGUUUCUUUUAUUUUUGCAUUACUUGGCCUAGUAGUUGCAAUGUAUAUACUAUUUAACAAAUUAGAAAACUAGAUAUGAAAGAAAAGUAGCUGUCAAAGGUAGAUUAAUUAGCAUUGUCUUGCCAAAUUUCUUGUUCUCCCUGAAUUUCUUUUUCCAGCCUGAAAAUAAGUCAAUCCUGUUGUGAAGUAAAACUGCAAAUAUACGCACUUUGAUUUAAGAAUUUAUUGGCAGUUCUAAUUUAAAGCCUGUCUACGAAUGUUUGUAAGAAAUCAGACAAUGUGUGUACUUUGCAAGGCACUGCUGAAUGGCCAAGCUGUACCUACGACAACGGAGCCAUUCAAUUCAAUUAGCCUCGGUUCUGUAAAAAUUUACGCGGGUUUUUCUUAUUCUCCUUCUCCAAUAAAAGUGAAUUUGAACAACAUGGAGUGAUCAUUAGAGAGUUUUCUUAUUUCUGUUUUAUAAUGAAUGGGCAAAGGAGACCUAGAAGAUUUAAUCCUUACCAGAGGGGCCGUGGCUGGAGGGGAAAUCAUCAGCGUCAGUAUAAUAAGGGAUAUGUCAAUGCGCCAACUGGACCUAGGCCCAACCAACAACAAACUCCAAAUCAUCAGCAAGCAACUUGUUCUCAAAACAGAAGAGUUCCCCAAAGAAGACAUAACUGUCCAUUUGAAAAAUGGUACACAUAUUUUCCAGCAAAAGCAUACAAUCCUGGAGAUGAGCUUGCCAUUGAGGUGAAAGAGUUUAAAAAAUAUUUUGAAAAGCGAUUGGAUACUUUUAAUAUGGAUGAAGUUGAGAAGAAUAAUUCUGUUUUUAUUGACUAUGGAGAGUUAACAAAUGAUGAAGAUUUGAAAAUGCAGCUGCCAAGCAUUGCUCAGAUGCUUGAGGAUAAUCCUGAAGAACAUUUAAAGGCCAUGAGUGUUGCCUUCCAUCAGGCCUUACUUGAUGAUCAAAACGGAGAUGAACCUCAAAGUAUUCAAAUUUUAUAUGACAUGCCAUACAUAAACACAAGGAUCCUCAACUAUGAACCAUUAAUUGCUCUGAAGAAUCUUAAGGCAAAUUUUUAUGGUAAACUGGUGUCCGUUCGUGGUACUGUUGUUCGUGUUGGCAAUGUCAAGCCCUUAGCAACUCACAUGACAUUCAUUUGCACCUCUUGCCAGGCGCAGCAGGUAAUUGAGCUGAUAGAUGGGAAGUAUUCCACGCCAACCAGGUGUGUAUCACCUGAAUGCAGAGCACGAACAUUUAUUCCUGAUCGAAAUUCUUCUUAUACAAAAACGAUCGAUAGUCAAGUCAUAAAAUUGCAAGAAAUAAUGUUAGAUGAGCAUCGAGAAACUGGAAGAAUUCCUCGCACGAUUGAAUGUGAACUUUUUGCAGAUUUAGUUGAUGCUUGUGUACCAGGUGAUGUUGCUGUGGUGACAGGAAUUGUCAAACUAUUGAGUCAUGAAGACCAGGCAUCAAGAAAGAGCAAAGAAAAGUGCAUGUUUCUUCUAUAUAUUCAGGCUGUAUCUGUCACAAAUUGCAAAGAAUCAAAAUCGACCCAGCGUCAAUCCGAUGAGCAGAAAAGUGACUUCACUCUAAAGGAGCUUUAUGGCAUUCGCGAGAUUCAUUCGGAGAAAAACGUAUUCAAACUGAUUGUAGGGUCUCUUUGUCCGACAAUAUAUGGACACGAGCUUGUCAAAGCAGGCUUGGUCCUAGGACUUUUUGGUGGAACACCAAAUCAUUCAGAUGACAGGAGUCAUAUUGCGAUACGAAGCGAUCCGCACAUUCUCAUUGUUGGUGAUCCGGGCCUAGGAAAAAGUCAGAUGCUCCAAGCAGUUUCAAAUGCGGCGCCAAGAGGCGUCUAUGUCUGUGGGAACAACACAACAACAUCUGGAUUGACAGUGACCUUAGCAAGAGAAAGUGGAACUGGAGAGUACGCUUUGGAGGCAGGAGCUCUUGUCCUGGCUGAUCAAGGUUGUUGCUGUAUUGAUGAAUUCGAUAAAAUGAAAUCACAGCACCAGGCUUUGCUUGAAGCAAUGGAGCAGCAAAGCAUCAGCAUAGCAAAAGCUGGGAUUCUUUGCAGUCUACCAGCAAGAACAUCGAUAAUAGCAGCUGCAAACCCGGUUGGUGGACAUUACAACAAAGCCAACACUGUGUCCGAAAACCUUAAAAUGAAUGGAGCAUUGUUGUCCAGAUUUGAUUUGGUUUUCAUACUCCUGGAUAACCCUGAUGAGGAGCUUGAUUGCAUCCUCUCUGAACAUGUAAUGGCAAUACAUUGUGGAUCUGUCGGCCAAAGCUCUUCUGAAACCAGGGAAGUCCAAGAGCCCCAAGAGGCUAGUGUCUUAGACGAGGCCAGAAGUCAGUGGGAGGCUGAUAAGCCACUGUCUCAGAGAUUGAAGAUUUCGAGAAACGAGCGACUCGAUUACAUUCCAAUACAACUUCUUAGAAAGUACAUUGCCUAUGCAAGAAAGUACGUCCACCCGAAGUUAUCCCCGGAAGCAGCAACGAUUUUACAGGAUUUUUAUUUGAUGCUAAGGCGUCAAUACCGUGGCCCAGAUAGUACCCCUGUGACAACCAGGCAAUUGGAAUCGUUGAUUCGAUUGAGCCAGGCCAGAGCAAAACUGGAAUUGAGGGAAGAGGCCACAGUAAAAGAUGCCGAAGACGUUAUUGAAAUUGUCAAAUUUUGUCUCGUCGACAUAUUUAUGGAUGAUAUUGGCACGCUGAAUCUUGAAAGGUCGUUUCAGGGAUCUGGUAUGAGCAAUAGAAAACAGGUAAAAAAAUUUGUCACCGAGCUGACAAAAGUUGCAGAGCGCAAUAGAAACUCUCUCUUUAAUGUCGAUCAAAUGAAGCAAAUUGCAGCGGUAUUGAAAAUCCAAACUGGGAAUUUUCAAGAUUUCAUCGAAGGUUUAAAUGCACAAAACUAUAUUAUUAAGAAAGGACCAAGACUUUAUCAGUUGCAGACUUCGAAUUUUUGAUAAACUUCGUGAUAAUACUUUAAAUAAAAUGCGAGAGUUAGCAUGGAUUGAUUUGUGAAAAACAGUUGUAGAUAGAUGAUUUUAUGGGUUCUUAUAGCUCAUAGAUUGUUAUUGUAAAUUAUUCAUUGUUCGUUGCGUUUAAAAGCUUUGUUUUUCUUUCUGCCAUUUGUCGCAGAAAAACUAAUGUUUGUCGUAAAUGUAGUUUCUCGCAGCAUACUGUUAGAGGAAAAACAUUUCAAAACAA
This is a messenger RNA of Rhopilema esculentum, 5378 nucleotides long. Its product is annotated as DNA helicase MCM8. NCBI's taxonomy places the organism in Eukaryota, Metazoa, Cnidaria, Scyphozoa, Rhizostomeae, Rhizostomatidae. Gene Ontology annotation, molecular function: ATP hydrolysis activity; single-stranded DNA binding; ATP binding. The record is from RefSeq and is a predicted model, not a curated record. Gene Ontology annotation, cellular component: MCM complex; nucleus.